This is a messenger RNA of Bolinopsis microptera, 1850 nucleotides long. RefSeq lists its product as uncharacterized. Lineage: Eukaryota; Metazoa; Ctenophora; Tentaculata; Lobata; Bolinopsidae. The record is from RefSeq and is a predicted model, not a curated record.
GAUGAUAUGAACCUGACGUAUGUUGAUGUGGAGGUACACAACAAACCCCGGGUCUCCAUACACGGCUCACUUCCCCGCUCAUUAUCAUGUGACUUGAUAGAGGGCUUCCUGAGUGAGGUGUGUGAAAACAGCUCUGAUACCUUCACCCUGAUACGGGAAGGAGAUACAGUGCUACUCGGAGAGUUCGAGGUGUCCUUAUCAGCUGAAGAUAUUAUUAAGAUAAAAUCCCAUGAUCAGCAGGUCUUCUACCUCAGCUUCGGAGGGUUAUGUGAACUAUGUAGAAGACAGGAAGCUUUGUUAAAGCUAGCUGUUACAGAGAGGAUAGAGUUGGGGGUUGUGGAGUUCUCUUCUAAUACAUCUCAUACUUCAGGUAGCGGAUACUUCACCCCUGAUACUGGAUCUCAACUCAGUGACUCAGAGUUUACUGGACAUGCCUACCAAAACAUAGAGGAGCCAUUCGAAAUGCUGGAUAUCCAGGAUAGUGGAUUUGGUAUGAUAAUGCAGGAUGUAGAUACGUUUAACGAGCUAGGCAGAAGAGACUCUCAGUUCCAAACUAUGGAGGUAGAUACCAGAGAGGAGGGUUUCAGAGAGGAGGGUUCCAGAGAGGAGGGUUUCUCCAGGGGUGACAUGUUUGAAAUACCUUCAACAUUCCAGUACCAACCCUCUUCUCCUACCAUACUAGACUACAGGAGUAGACAGGACAGUAGCUCCCCGGUCCGGGGUACCAGACCCUCCUCUCCUGUUAGGUUCGGGAGGAUGGACAUGACUCUGAGGGGAGAUCAGGGUGAUAAACCCGGGGAGAGUUCCCACUCUGGUUACCAUGACAACUACACUCCCUCUCCUGACAACUACAUUCCCUCUCCUGUUGCUAAUGAUGAGGAAUUCUUGGUGGAGCGAGGAACCCCGUUACCUUACGGCAAAUCUAACGUUAUCGGAGCGUUAAAUGAGACUCUGCAAAAGAAAGGAGAAAAACCUGCAGAUAUUAUAGUUACUCCACACAGCCAGACCAGCUUCUCAGCAAAAGUGUUUUUCUCCUUCCGAGGAGUGCGCCAUGAGUACGAGUCAGAUACUAGAUUUAGAAAUAAAAAAGAUGCGAGAACGAAUGCUGCUCAUGUUGGUUACGUUGCUCUUAGCGAUCUUAUUAGGCCGGCCCACACAGCCUCUCCACUAGUAGUACGAGACUCACAACGGACCACUCCUCCUGGGAAGUGUGGAGUUACCAUGGUUACUCCAACUAAGAACUAUAAGAACCUCCUUCAAGAGUUCUGUCAGAAGAACAGUCACCCUGCUCCCGAGUACACUGCGUUAGAUGUUGGGGACCAACACUCUCACGCUUUUGAAGCGACUGUUUCUGUGAAGCUGAAUACCGGAAGACUGAUAAAAGAAACAUCUGAUCGGCUGGACACGAAGAAGGCUGCUACCUUUCAAGCUGCAGCACGUGCUUACAAUUCUAUACUUGGUGGACACAGGUUGGGAAACGGAACACGUGAUUCAAGUCCUCAACCCUCCACUCCUGCCAAGUCUGGUGUUACCAUGGUUACUACUGGUGUUACCAUGGUUACUACUUCUAUAAACUGGAAGAACAAGCUUCAGGAGCUGUUUCAGAAGAACAGUCUCUCAGCUCCUAAAUACACUCCUUCACCUGGCCUUGAAGGAUUCAAAUCCACAGUUUACCUGGAGCUUGAAAAGGACGGAUCUAAAAGUAGAAGGUUCACUUCAGAUCUAAAAAAGAACGUGAAAGCAGCAGACAUGCACGCGGCAGAGUUAGCGUACAGAGCUCUGGCGGAGAACACCUCUGAGAUAGGACAGAUUGGAAGGACCUGGGAUUUCAGGGACUGGCACAAUUCCAG